Molecule: messenger RNA, 2563 nt
Organism: Sphaeramia orbicularis (orbiculate cardinalfish)
Lineage: Eukaryota; Metazoa; Chordata; Actinopteri; Kurtiformes; Apogonidae
Product: receptor for retinol uptake stra6-like
Exons: 17
Coding region: 172-2232 (686 amino acids)
Biological process (GO): vitamin A import into cell
Cellular component (GO): plasma membrane
Molecular function (GO): signaling receptor activity; retinol transmembrane transporter activity
Source: RefSeq, a predicted model, not a curated record
CUCUUAGUCCACCUGGAAUGUGCUGAGGCUCAGGGAGAGACCGGAUCAGACCAAAGCUGGACGCAGACCGGACCAGGACCAGAACCAGGACCAGGACCAGGACCCGGAGCCACGUUGGAGACCUGAGCAUCCCGGUUCCUAUUGGUUUAAUAAUCGGAUUCAUCAGCUGCAAUGAAUCAGACCAAGACAGAGUUUGAGCCUUUUGAGUAUUCCUACUAUGAUUAUCCAGACUUUUACUCAAACAACGCAGAGCCAACCAAACCGCCCAAAGAAAUUAUUUUACCAUGUGACCCCAUAGCAGACGACAAACUCUUCCACAUAUGCAUCCUGUCCAUUUCUCUGGUCGUGAUGCUAAUCCUGGCAGCUCUCAGCAGGAAAAACAAACUCUGUCAAGGUUUCACCAGAGGAUCCUCCAGCAUCUUCAGUCCAGCCAACUUCCUGGAUCAGACUCAGGCGAAAGGCCUGGCCAUGGCUGUGUUCGGACUGGUUUUCAGUAAACUGGCCGUACUGGUGAUCGCCGCAGAGCCUCUGCCGUUCUCCAAAGACACUCCAGCAGAAAGAAAAGAGUACAUGAAGAUCGUGGCCAUCUUCUACUAUCCGGUCCUCUACUAUCCUCUGUUGGUUUGUGGAACUCUGCAGCUCAAAGCCGGUUACGUCUUCGGGACGCUGCUGUCCUUCAGUCACUUUGGAGUCCUGCUGUGGCAGAAGUUUGACUGUCCAAAGACUCCAGAGAUUUAUAAAUUCUACUCGCUGCUCGCCGCUCUGCCUCAGUUGGCCUGUCUGGCUUAUCUGUGCGUCCAGUUUCCUCUACUGUUCAUCAAAGGUCCGAAAACAGACGAGGACUUGGACAGCAGCUACUACACCGACUAUGUCAAGUCACUGCUGAAGAAAAGGCCGUCAGCUGUGAGCUCUUCAGCUUCAGACAAACUGACGCUGAUGAAGCGGAUACAGGACGUGCUCAAAGGUUACAUUUACCUUCCGGAAAAAGUGUUUCGUUUUCCUCUGAAGCUGGCCGUUUCUGCAUUUGUUGCCUUUAUGACCAUUUACCAUACGGCGCUGCUGUUGGUCGUCCUCGUCGUCCCCAUCCUUCACAUCGUCCGAGCCGGUAUCGAUGAGAACAUCGCCUUCCUGCUGCUGGGCUUCGGCAUCGUCCUAUCAGACGACAGGAUGGAGGUCGUCAGGAUCGUGACCUUCUACACGUGGCUGCUGGAAGUGUGUUACCUGUGUGCGAUGACUCUGUCCUGUCUGGUCAGUCUGGUCAUGCUCAUGAGGUCCAUGGUUCUCCACAGAUCGAACCUGAAGGGUCUCUACAAAGGAGACGUCUACAACAUCUACAACAGCCAGAAGACCAUCCAGCCGUCCAGACCGGGAGUGGUCUGUUGGAUGGGGCUGAUGGGAUACCAGGCCGCCAUCGUCAGCCUCGGAAUGGCGAUCCAGACUCUGGUGUUCUUCAUCUGUUUCCUCUUCCUGGUGUUUUUAAUCAUCAUCCCUGUUUUUUACGGCCGUAACCUCAUUGUGUUCCAGAUGGCUGGCAUGGCCUGGCCGGCUUGGGUCACGCUCAUCCUCGUCACUCUGCUUCAGCACAUCACCGCCAAGUUUGCGUUCAUCAAAAAGGAGGCGGGAACAAGAGACUUGAACAACAGAGACAGUCUGUUCCUGCUGACAUACCUGCUGUUCCUCGUCAACGUAGUGGUCGGUCUGAUUGUUGGGAUCUGGAGAAUGGUCAUCACUGCGUUGUACAACAUCAUCCACCUCGGUCGCAUCGACAUCAGCCUGUUGCACCGAACCUCAGAGUCCUACGACCCAGCCUACAGCUACUACACAAACUUCCUGAAGGUGGAGGUGAGCCAGUCCCACCCAGUGAUGAAGGCUUUCUGUGGUAUUCUGCUGGACAUGAUGAUGGAGGGAGGACGUGUAGGACAGAAGAUACGGGAUGCAGAGGAAGCCUGCUCCUCCAUGCUUUCAGGGAUCCAGGAGAAGAGGCAGGACAAGACGUCGACGGCUCGGCGGAUCCGCCUUCGAUGGCAGCUGCUCUACACCCUGGUCAACAACCCGUCACUGCUGGGCUCCAGGAAGCACUUCCAGACUCUGCAGACCACCGACGGCGUCCUGAACGGGACCCCCAACCGCAAGAGCAAGAAGGGCAGCAAGAAGGAGGAGGCCAAGACCACCGAGGAGCCGGUCCAGACUGCCGAGACCACUACGAAACCAGAGCAAACAGACGAAUCCUGAGAGCAGAGAGUGUUUUCUAAAGGUCUUUACUGAAAUCUCACCACCUGAUAGAGUCUGGCUCAUGAUUAGAAUGACUGUUUUUAGUGCUAUUAUUUAUUGGAUCUAAUUAUUUGUCCUCUUAUUGAUUCUGUUUGUCUUUGUUGCUUCCAUUUUUACUGUUUUUACUGUUACUGUUUACAGUCUGUACCCACUUUGUUUUAUUUCUGCAGCUAUAUCUGUCAGUGUUUAAUUAGCAUCUCAUUUUCAACUUGUCAUUCAUCUGUAAAGUGAAUUAUAUUAAUGUGAACCAAAGGCACGAUGAAAAUAAAGAGUGAUUUGUAGUAAACACAGA